AUGAUGCCUGUGAUUAGCAAACUGUACUGUUCAUCUUCUCAGACGGUGCUGGGGGUCAGGAGGAGGCCACAUAUGGUGAAUGGAGGGGGUUUUGUGGUCACGGAUUGCAGUGGCCAAAGGGUUGUUUUCAAGGUUGAUGGCUGUGGAAUUCAUGGCACAAAGGAACAGUUGAUUCUAAGAGAUGGGGAAGGAGAUGCUUUGCUUCUCAUGCGUCGAAAGGGAGGCAUGGUUGAAGCCCUAAGCAUUUACAAGAAGUGGAAAGGAUAUAGCCUAGACUAUGAAGGAUUACAGACCCUGGUUUUCAGCUUGAAAGAGCCCAAUUCUUGUUUGGUCAAGAACAAUGGGAUUAGAAUCUCCAUUGAGCCAAGGGCUGCCAGUAAUAAAGGCUGGGACUUUGAGAUCAGGGGUUAUUUCCCUGACAGGAAUUGUAGCAUUGUUGACAUUAGGGGCAACGUAAUUGCCCAGGUUGGGGUGAACAAAGAAGUUGAGAAGUUGAUGGAAAGUAAGGAUCUGUAUAAUGUGGUGGUGAAACCUGGGAUGGAUCAAGCUUUUGUUUUUGGAGUCAUCGCAGUUCUUGACUACAUUUAUGGUGAAUCGACCUGCUGCUAA
Sphenostylis stenocarpa is the source of this 609-nucleotide messenger RNA. Lineage: Eukaryota; Viridiplantae; Streptophyta; Magnoliopsida; Fabales; Fabaceae. The record is from the annotation of a GenBank genome assembly.